AAAAGUUUUCUCUACUUCUCUGAUUCUGUUCAUAUGGUUGUUUAACCAUAUUCUUUAAAGUUUUUAAAGCACACACAUUCUGCAGCAUCGCCACACAACACAACAAUCGAGAAGAAAUAUAGAGAAAAAGAAAAGAAAUUUUUAUACAUGAUCGCAUUUAAUGCUCAUACACAGUAUUUAGAUGACUAGGCAAUAAACAACAAAAUAAGAAAGUAACUUCUUCACUGCCACAAUAUGCUUUCAUAUGCACAGACAUAUAUGACUGUUAAGUAUAAAAGAAGGAAGAUGAAGAAGAUUAAGAGAAAAAACCUAAGACAAAAACAAGGAGCAAUACGAUGACUUUUUCUUUCAUAACAAAGUGUAUCUAUCGUUGUUUACUUGCCUAACAAUGUUAUUUCACUGGUAAAUGCUUGUCAAAAUCAUAAGGUGAAUUGAUUUCCAUAUUCUAUUACCUCAUACUGUCAUUUCGGCUGUCAAUAACAUCAACAACCCAAAAACAAUUAUUUACAAUCAAUACGGACCGUUUAUUAAUACAACGUUCAACAUAUAUCUGUUUUGUUAUACAUUGGCACAAUAUCAAUCAUUUGAGAAAAAAUUUUCAAGUCCGUUAUUAUCCGGAUUCUUUAGUAGUUAUUUGCGACAUGAAGAAAAACCAAUUCACACAAUUAUGUGUUGCUCACCUAUAAAUGAAAUACCAACAUCAGAUGAAGCUGCAUUUGCCAUUCUGAAAACAUCUCAAACUCAACUCGUCGAUUCAGGUUUUCAGAAAAACGCAAUUUUGGUGAUGGACGAAGUAAUGUUUCAGAAUGUGGUGAAGAUCAAAGACAAACAUCGAUUUGAUAAUAUUUAUUUAAUGGCCGGUGAUUUCCACGCAUUAAAAAAUUAUAUGGCAAUGAUAUGGACAAUAUUAGACGGCUCAGGUGUACAUCAAUUAAUUGGCUGUAUUUUCCAAGGAGCAACGUUACGGUCAGUUUUUAAUGUUACAAAUUUUAAUAAAUCACUUAGAACAAUUAAAUUACUCUAUACUUCAUUUGGUAUUUGUUUAAUGCGAGAGUAUUUAUCAUCAAACUAUUUACAUAUUUCAAUACGUGAAUUAUUAAAUAAAACACCAACAACAUUUCAUACAGACGAGUAUAAGCAAAAAUGGUUCCACCAAGUAUUAUCAACAACUAGUCAAAUCAACUUUGAAAAACAAUUCAACGAAUUUUGCACGAGGCAAUCAAAUAAAAUGGUGUGUUUUCGAUUCUGGUACUGGAUAUUUCGGUUUCUGUUAGAAGCAUGUGUUCAAUUGCUGGUUGCGGUUCGAAGUCAAAAUUUUGAUCUUAGAAAUGCAUGUUGGAGCCGUAUGGUACCAUUAUUUUUUUCACACAAUCGUCGUCGUUAUGCUAAGCUUGGUGCACGUAACCUUGCUGAUCUUCGAUCGAUGCCAUUAGCUUUGCAACAACAUUUCUCCGAGUCAUUUGCAGUUAAAAGAACAAAACGUCCAUUUUCAGGUGUGCCCGUUGAUCAGGCAUUAGAAAGCUCAAUCAACCGGAUAGGCAAAGGACGAAAUGGCAUCAGUGGACAAUUUAGUGCUCAAGGAAUUGACAAAUUCUGUCAAACGUUAGUGUUUCGAACGCUAAUUUAUUCGGCGAUUAACGAUAUAACAGAAAUCGAUACUGAUACAAACGAUGGGCAUAUUGAAUGCCAGCAAAAUCGUUUGGUAAUUGACAACAAAGAUUUAAGACGAUUAGUAAUAAAAAUAGCCGACGAAAAAUUAUUUGAUGCGGAAAGUCAAAGUGUUACAGAAUUAUUUACUGGCAAAAUAAUUCACGAUGAUAUUGUGAACGAUAUUUGUAAUAGUUACAGUCGUGGUGAAGAAGAACUUAAAACAUUUAUCCAAAAACGUUUAAUCGAUAAAUCAAUCUAUAUCGAUUCAAAAAUGUCAACGAUGAAAACAAUGAAAUUAAUCAAUGCUGGCACACAAAAUCGUGCAGCACUUGCCGCCUGUAUUCGAGAUGUUUGGCUAUCAAUGUUUACCGUAUUACCCCCUGGAAAGUUGUUAUACAUCUCCGAUCCAGAUGAAAAAUGUUAUGUUUUAACAAACAGUGCAAUAAGAGAAGAUAUUCUAUUGAGAUCAAACCAUACUGGAGUAGAUACACGGUUAUUUGUUCAUCUGAGAAAUGUCACAUUAGCAUAUUCACCAGACUUCAGAGAUUUAGAAGUCAUAAUUGAUCGGGCAACAAAUAAACAACAAAAAUAUGUGAAUUGUUCAAAAAUAGCUGAAGUAGGAGUCUUUUCGCUUGAAAAUGUGAAAUUAAAUGAAAAUUUAGAGAUUUAG
Molecule: messenger RNA, 2320 nt
Organism: Didymodactylos carnosus
Lineage: Eukaryota; Metazoa; Rotifera; Eurotatoria; Philodinida; Philodinidae
Source: the annotation of a GenBank genome assembly